GGAGUUUAGAGGAAGCGGAAGUGUCAGCGCAAGCGGAAGUGGUACUGCCCUGAAUACCCCGAGCAGCGAAACGGAGGACAGCUUGAUACUACCAUCGUUAAGAGAAACAAAUCAGGACUCGAAAUAUAUUUAAAUUCGCAUCAUGGACAAGAGUGACCUCGUGCAGAAGGCUAAGCUCGCGGAGCAGGCCGAGCGCUAUGACGACAUGGCCGCUUCCAUGAAGGCCGUCACGGAGGGCGGCAUCGAGCUUUCCAACGAAGAGCGAAACCUGCUCUCCGUGGCCUACAAGAACGUGGUGGGCGCUCGCCGCUCGAGUUGGCGUGUGAUCUCCAGCAUCGAGCAGAAAACGGAGGGCAAUGAGAAGAAACAGCAGAUGGCACGCGAAUACCGUGAGAAGAUCGAGGCCGAGCUUCAGGAGAUCUGCAACGAUGUGCUGGGUCUCCUGGAGAAGUACCUCAUUCCCAACGCUAGCCAGGCAGAGAGCAAAGUCUUCUACCUGAAAAUGAAAGGAGACUACUACAGAUACCUGUCCGAGGUGGCGUCCGGAGAGUCCAAGAAAACCACAGUGGACAACUCUCAGAAGGCUUACCAGGACGCGUUCGAGAUCAGCAAGAAGGAAAUGCAGCCCACACACCCCAUCAGGCUGGGUCUAGCUCUCAACUUCUCCGUCUUCUACUAUGAAAUCCUCAACACCCCAGAGCAGGCCUGCAGUUUGGCAAAGACGGCUUUCGAUGAGGCGAUUGCUGAGCUGGACACUUUGAACGAGGAUUCUUACAAAGACAGCACUCUUAUCAUGCAGUUACUAAGGGACAACCUCACUCUGUGGACAUCAGAAAACCAGGGCGACGAGGGCGAUGCCGGCGAGGGAGAGAACUAAACGCGUUGCACUUCACUGUUAAAUCCACCUACACUCUUUAUCUUACAUAUACAGCCCAUAAUUCCCUGCUCCAUCCAUCUCACCUCUAUCCACCUUUCUGUAUGACGAGCAGCAUGAAUUGUACCUGAUCUACAAGUUUGUACCCCUCUAAGAGGCCAUGAGCGACAGGGUGACGUUUGCUUUUCAAAGGCUGACUAUGUCUCAAACAUGUAUUGUGUAUUUGUGGGGGAACCCCCCAAAAAAAGAGAAAAAUUAUGGUUGAAUAGUGAAACGAUUUCCAUCCUUUUCCCUUCCUAAUCCUUCCUCUAACAUUUUUAAAAGAUAUAUGUUCUCUAGAAGAUAAUAAUGCAUUAUAGUGUCUCCAUUUUCUCCCCUCCCUCUCUUUUUUCCUCUCCAAUAGUGUACUGGCGUUUGCUGGUUUUAUUCAAAAGGUUAUUAAACUAUCCAUUAAUUUAACAAACACUGUGAUGUUUAGUUUUUCCUCACGGAUAGCGUAAUAAAAGUCUACAGAGUUUUGUUUCUUAUGAGUAACAGUACAAUUCUGUUGCGAUCUCAUACAGAAGGGAUGAAAACAGCCUGUAUUGUGACACUGACUAACACGCGUUACGAAUAUUUCUGUCAUGUGCUUCGUUUUUGUUUUAUGUACGAAAUUAAAGGGACCCUAGGUUUGCCAUUCCAUCAGUACGUUACAUCACACGAUCUUUCGUGAACAAACUGGAGAGUUUCCUAAUGUGCUGUCGAGGAGGCAGUCGACAUAGAGGUGCUGUUUGACAUCAGUAACAAAAAUUCCUGGUUUGUUCUUACAAUGUUACGGUUUUCCUUUUCUGCGCAAAAACGACUCGCAUCGCGUUUAAUAAAGAUUGUUAAAGUUGUAAACAAGUUAAGAGGUAAAUAUUAAUUUGUCGUAUUACUAAAUGUUGUAAACCUGCUUGUAACAAACACACUUUUUCUGUUAUUCAACUUUCUUAUGAACUCCCCUAUAGGAAGUCUCCAAGCGCGAUGCUAGACUUUUCGCCUUUGAUUGACGUCAGUGUAAUACGCAUAGUCGAAGGCCAAAUUUGAUAAAUUUGUGUGCUUAAAGCAAGAGAUGAGUCCUGAGGAAGACUUGACAGUUCUACUGAGAAAUCAUGAAAUAACUUGAAUUUUAGCUUCUCCGCAAAAGACGCAUAAUCGAACAUGGCAAAUUGUCGUAGGGUGAGGACGGCAGCUGAAUUUGAAGGUCCGAGAAUAUUUAUAGGGGUAGCUACUCACUCAGUGUCACAAUACUUCGUUACAUCACCAUAACAUUCCACUUAGGUGUAGAACUCAUCUGUCUGAUGCUAAAGACAACGUUCAUGCACUGAAGAACAAUAUCUUUCCCCUUAGCUGAACAAAUGGCAGUUAUUCUACGCUUGAUUACAAAAAAACACAGUAGUGAACGUGGAGCCGAGCCUGUCUGUAUAUCUGGUAUCUCCAAUUGCUUUGUUUUUACUGACCAGUAUUCUGCCUAAAGUUAGCUUCUGUGACGGUUUCAUUGCUUAGCGCGCACUUGGUUGUGAAAACUUUAGACUAGCUUAAGGAAAAAAUUACAAAACGGUAAAAAAAAUUCAACCUGGUUAUUGACGUAAUACUAGAUUUGUGUGUCUUUUAAAAACAGUUCUAGUUUCACCUUACAUGUUAUAAUCAGGAAAGUGUAAAAGACAAUUUAAAGUGAAAUAAAAGUUUUAUCAGUUCCAA
Molecule: messenger RNA, 2593 nt
Organism: Triplophysa rosa
Lineage: Eukaryota; Metazoa; Chordata; Actinopteri; Cypriniformes; Nemacheilidae
Gene: ywhaba
Product: tyrosine 3-monooxygenase/tryptophan 5-monooxygenase activation protein, beta polypeptide a
Exons: 6
Coding region: 143-877 (244 amino acids)
Biological process (GO): signal transduction
Cellular component (GO): cytoplasm
Source: RefSeq, a predicted model, not a curated record